Molecule: messenger RNA, 1389 nt
Organism: Gloeophyllum trabeum ATCC 11539
Lineage: Eukaryota; Fungi; Basidiomycota; Agaricomycetes; Gloeophyllales; Gloeophyllaceae
Product: actin-like protein ARPC3
Exons: 6
Coding region: 76-1287 (403 amino acids)
Biological process (GO): Arp2/3 complex-mediated actin nucleation
Cellular component (GO): Arp2/3 protein complex; actin cytoskeleton
Molecular function (GO): actin filament binding
Source: RefSeq, a predicted model, not a curated record
AACUACUCCUCCGACUGCAUACCAUUAUACGCAGUAGUAGACUGCUAGUCCUCUGCGUGAAUCGUACAGCUCACAAUGUCUGCCCCGGAAAUCCAUUCCCUUUCGGCCACCCCGAUAACGUCUCAUUCAUUCAAUGGUGAUCGCUCUCAGGUUGCUGUGAGCUUGAACUCGAACGAUGUUACGAUAUACUCGCGCCAGGGAAAGGAUUGGAAUGUUACGGAGACCCUGUCUGAACACGAUAAGCUGAUCACCUCCAUCGACUGGGCCCCCAACUCCAAUCGCAUCGUGACUGCAUCCCAAGACCGGAACGCCUAUGUCUGGCAAGAGACUCCGGACCCACAGACGGGGAAGCUGGUCUGGAAGCCCACGCUGGUGUUGCUGCGCAUCAACCGUGCGGCGACCUUUGUGAGAUGGAGCCCAAAUGAGGAUAAGUUCGCUGUCGCUACAGGUGCUCGCGCCAUUGCGGUCUGCUCCUACGAUUCCGAGAACAACUGGUGGGUGUCGAGGCACCUGAAGAAGCCCAUCAGAUCCACUGUGCUAUCGCUGGAUUGGCAUCCUAACAAUGUGCUGCUGGCAGCCGGAAGCGCUGACAUGAAGGCUCGGGUCUUCUCAGCUUAUAUUAAGGAUGUCGAUUCGAGGCCCCCUCCGUCUGUUUGGGGUGAGAGGCUCCCUUUCAAUACUGUUUGCGGGGAAUACGGCAGUCCUUCCGGUGGCUGGGUACAUGCUGUUGGUUUUUCGCCGUCCGGAGAUGUUCUCGCCUUUGCCAGCCAUGACAGUACCAUCUCGAUCGUUUAUCCCAGCGGACCGGUCAUUUACACGAUCAAGCUGAACUCCUUGCCCUACGUAACAUUGUCGUGGACUUCCGAAGACUCCCUGAUUGCAGCGGGACAUGACUGCCAACCUAUAGUGUUUUCUGGUAGCGCUGGGGGAUGGCACCUGGUCGGAACCUUGGACGAUACGAGCGCUGCUAAGCAGAGCGGUGGAACUCGCGGUUUUGGGGUAGCGGGUUCGCAAGUCGGCCGCCUGAAUAGUGCUGCGUUCCAUACCUUCCGCCAGGCGGACAGCCGAGGAACUUCGUCCCCUACGUCCGCUGCCGGGUCUGGUUCCACUGAUACCGAGCUGCUGACCGUGCACCAGAAUACCAUCACCAGCAUCAGGCCCUUCUCGGGCACCGCGGAUCGGGUUGCCCAGGUGAGCACCACGGGUGUCGAUGGGAGAUUGGUCAUCUGGGACGUCAAUAAUGUGACGGAGCUGACUGGGAAGAUGGGAGCUUUGAGACUUCACUGAGGCGGGUGUGGAUCAUAUGAAUAAUACUGCCUAGUAACGACCCGGAAUAAGAAUGUCUUACAAUAAUGCGUGACGACUACAUAUGUGAUUGAUGGUCGGUCA